Messenger RNA from Perkinsus marinus ATCC 50983, 345 nucleotides. RefSeq lists its product as hypothetical. The transcript is spliced from 2 exons. Bases 1 to 345 code for a protein of 114 amino acids. The record is from RefSeq and is a predicted model, not a curated record. Lineage: Eukaryota; Perkinsozoa; Perkinsida; Perkinsidae.
AUGACUGGUGGCCCUGCAGAGGCCCCUUCGGCCGAGGUCCCACCGAUGCCUAGUCUACCUGCAGAUGGAGAUAAGGAUGUAGUGAGGAUAGGCAUUAGGACGAGUAAUGGUGAGAGGAAGAAGGCUGUGUUGGGGAAGGGACAGCCGCUUGAGGAUCUCCUGGCACUGGUGGCGAACUGGGAGCAGGUCGCUCUGACGGCGUUUGAUCUGAAGGAGCUGCUGCCUCCACCGGGGCGCAGUGUGAAGGAUAUGCUCGGCAAGGAAGGGGCGACUGUUGGGAACUCGGACGUCAAUGGCUGCAUGCUCACGGUCGUUCUGGCUCAACCUAAUGAGACUGCUGACUGA